UUGAUUGUCUCGAGAAGUGAGUCAGGAAGUUUGGUUGAGCGCUGUGUGAGGCGCCAUGGGUGCCAGCCUGACGCUCUGCUGCUGUCACUACCACUUCAAGUACCACAGAGGGGAGACAAACGCAUUUUUACGCAUGCACGCUGCCAAGGCUUCCAAGACUCCACAGCCACCGUCCAACGACUCGGGUAAUAGCGAUGCAGAGGAGGAAUGCCAUUGGGGGCCGCAGAGUACAACGAGGAGAAACCGGGGGACAAAUACGCACGGAGCCUCAUGCAUCAGGCGGGAAUCCGAGAGAGAGCUCCAGGCUUUCAUCAGCAUGAGAGAUCAGGUUGACAAAGCUACUGAGGAAUGGGAGAAGCUGAAUUAUGACAUCCACACUUUGCGCUACGCCCGACGGGAAGUGAGAGCUCGAUGGAAGAAAAUCCUGCUACAGUUAGGUUAUCAGUCUGAGGCGGAUGCUCUGUUGUACGUCAACAAACAAAGUCGCCUCAAUCGAGACCAGGAGAGUCUGAGCAGAGCGACUGAACCGUUGACCCAGUUAUUGGACCACACGUCCCUGUUUCCUCCAGGAACUGGACAUAAGACCAGAUACCUCUAUGUCAUGGACCGCCUGGUGUGUCUGGACAGCGCCGAAGACUUUGUCAGAUUGGCCACAGAAAAGUAUCCAAAGGCCAAGACACAAGAAGGCUGAAACGAAGCACAUCAAAGCUGUUAUUUUGUUCUGUUUUGGACUUCAACCUAUUUAUUAUUUGUAGAGUGCUUGUUGUUCCUAAAAUGCUUUUGUAUUUGAUAAAGGCAAUUUCAUCGAUGACAGGUUAUAGUGGUUUGCUGUUGUCACGACGGAGGCAAAAAGGGGAGGAAUA
Entelurus aequoreus (snake pipefish) is the source of this 863-nucleotide messenger RNA. RefSeq names its product melanoregulin-like. Gene Ontology annotation, cellular component: melanosome. Gene Ontology annotation, biological process: melanosome transport; melanocyte differentiation. The transcript is spliced from 5 exons. NCBI's taxonomy places the organism in Eukaryota, Metazoa, Chordata, Actinopteri, Syngnathiformes, Syngnathidae. Bases 56 to 691 code for a protein of 211 amino acids. The record is from RefSeq and is a predicted model, not a curated record.